Aquila chrysaetos chrysaetos is the source of this 3217-nucleotide messenger RNA. Its product is annotated as apoptosis-inducing factor 3-like. Gene Ontology annotation, molecular function: flavin adenine dinucleotide binding; oxidoreductase activity, acting on NAD(P)H; 2 iron, 2 sulfur cluster binding. The record is from RefSeq and is a predicted model, not a curated record. Bases 1331 to 3127 code for a protein of 598 amino acids. NCBI's taxonomy places the organism in Eukaryota, Metazoa, Chordata, Aves, Accipitriformes, Accipitridae. Gene Ontology annotation, cellular component: cytoplasm. The transcript is spliced from 20 exons.
AUGCCAGGCUGCUCAGGGCACCGAGGAGAAAAAUAAUUUAACAAUUAAUUGCAGUAUAAAAUUGCAGAGAGAUGAUUCCUAAUGAGGACUCGUCUGCAGUGUUUUAGCCUCAGAAAUCUCGGCUGCUCCUUUCUGCAGUGACAACCUUGCCCUUCACCUGCCUGCAGGGAUUUCUGCUGAGUCAGAGAGUGUCUCUGCGAGGGCUGCUGCUUCUCCACGUGGGAAUGCACUUCUGGGGAAUAAUUACAGAGAGUUUAAACAGGGACGUUCGGCAGCCAAGUUGCUUCAUAUUCAGGCUCCUGGCCAGGAAGGCAGAGCCCAAAAGCUGCUCAUUGGCACUGUGAGAAAAUACCUCACACCUGCGCCCAUCAUGGGCGUGCAUUGCCCAUGGGCUAAGAUCACUCCUUACACGGCAGCACCACGGCACCUGGCACUAAAAGAAAGUAUGCUCAUGGCUUGGAGGGUCCCACAAAGCGAGCUGCUUCGCAAAUCAGCCAGCUUGCACUUACCGAGCAUCCCUGUGCAUCUCUCUUCUCUGGGCCAUGCCCACCAAAGGAUUUUUAUCCUCCCCUCCCCACACUGGAUUUGGGAACGUGCAGCGUGGCAGAAAGCCCGUCAAUGCAAAGCUCUGGUUCUGCAAGGGAGAUGAUGGAAGCACACUGACAGUAACUUUUCCACCCCUAAAUUGUGAGGCAUUAUUUCAAGGUUGUGAAAUAUAUUGACUGUGAAACAGAGACGAGAACUGGAGUAGACGCAAACAGCGUAGGCGUUACUCCCAGUUUUUUGCAGCUCCCACUCUGUUCCAAAAAUAGUACAGCAAGGAGCACGCUGCUUGGUGACAUCUGUCAGGGACCAAAUGACGAUGAGACCAUGUGCCUGGACAUCAGCAGAAUGAACCAGAAGCAGAGCUGGGAUGUAAUGCACGUGCAGAGGUGCUGACCGCUUCAUGUUCCUUAAAAUCAAUGGAGAGAGAUCUUAGCAAAAGAUCAAAUUAAAUAGUUUUAAAUGUUAUUGAAAUGUAUAAAAAAUAGUAAUAUCAUUCCAGAGCACCGCAAAAAUACGUUGCACUGAGGUAGAGCGCUUUCCAUCAAGAAAAGGGGCAAUGGGAAGCCACAGCAGAAUACCACUGCAUCCACUCAAGUUUCUGUUCACACUGCACACAAUGCACCUGGUCUUUAGACCACACCUGCGCCAUAAUUCCUAAGUGCUCUUAAUUCUUUUGCAAUUCUAAACCUGAGCAAAAUACACUUAAUUAGGCACAGACCAGUUGGAGAAAUCAGAUAAGACUCGCUGGCAGGCAGCUGCUUCCAGGAGACGCAUCUGCUGAAGGAUGGAGACGUUGUGCAAGUCGGGGAGAGCAUCACCCAGCCGUGGGCUGGCGGCAGGGAGAGCACUUGCAGUGAGACGCGAGGGUGUCACCUCUGCGGAGGAGAAACUCUCGCAGACGGCAGCGGUGGCGGCUUCCCGACUCCGGGGACGGGUGCCUGAGCCCCCCACGCCGGGAUCGGCCACCGGCAUGGACGGCGACGACACCAUCACCGCCGAGGUCUGCAAAGAGGCAGAUGUUGGGGACGGAGAGCUCUGGGAGGUGAUGGUGGCUGGCUACCCGGUGCUGCUGGUGAGGAACAAGAAGGAGUUCAGAGCCCUGGGCAGCAAGUGCCCCCACCACGGUGCCCCGCUCAGCAAAGGAGUCUUGAAAAGGGAGAGGCUGCGCUGUCCCUGGCAUGGUGCCUGCUUUAACAUCAAAACUGGAGACAUCGAGGAAUACCCUUCUCUGGACUGUAUUCCCAGCUUUAAGGUAACAGUGGAAGACGGAAAGGUGUUUGUUACAGCAAAAAAGAAGGAUCUUGAAAGCAGCCUGAGGGUGAAGGACACAAGCAAGCGAUGCCUUCUCAACCGGGAGACGAUGCUGCUUCUGGGGGGAGGUGUGGCUGCCCUGGUGUGUGCAGAGACACUUCGCCAAGAGGGCUUUACUGGCAGGAUCAUCAUGGUCACCAAAGAGAAACAUGUUCCGUAUGACAAGUCCAAACUGAGCAAGGAAAUGAACUUGAAAGCUGAGGACAUCUACCUGAGGAAACCUGAAUUCCUUGAUGCUCACGGCAUAGAGUUCUGGAUGGAAAAAGAGGCAGUGUCGGUGGAUUUCCAGAAGCAGAAGGUCUGCUUCAUGGACGGGUCCUCUCAGAAGUACAAUCGGCUGCUCAUUGCAACAGGCAGCCACUCCAGCUUCCUCAAAGUCCCAGGUGCAGACCUGCAGAAUGUGUGCAUUCUCCAAACCCCUGAAGACUCUAGCAAGAUCUUAGAGCUGGCAACCGGGAAGAAUCUGGUGAUCGUAGGAGCUUCAUUCAUAGGAAUGGAGAUAGCUGCCUUCCUCUCAGACAAGGCUGGUGCCAUCUCAGUGGUGGAAAAAAAGGAGUUCCCUCUCCAGAAUGCACUGGGUCCACAGGUUGGAGGUGUCGCCAUGAAGAUGCUGCAAAAUAGGGGGGUGAAGUUUUACAUGAAAACAGAACUCUCUGAGCUGAAAGGAAAGGAUGGAAAGGUCGCAGAGGCUGUUCUUGCCAGUGGAGAGAAACUACCCGCAGAUGUGGUCGUGGUGGGAAUAGGGGUGUUCCCCAACUCAGCAUUUCUGAAGGGCACCUCCAUCGCCAGAGAUGACAGCGGUUCCAUCCUGGUGGAUCUGCGCAUGCAAACCAACAUCCUAAAUGUUUUCGCUGCGGGAGAUGUGGUCUCCUUUCCUGUAGCGCUGCUCAACGGGGACCGGUCCAGCAUCCAUCACCAACAGGUGGCCGAGGCCCAUGGUCACACUGCUGCCUUAAACAUGCUGAAGAAAGACAAGGAGUUGCACACUGUUCCCUUCUUCUGGACCACAAUGGUUGGGAAAACCAUCCGCUAUGCAGGCUGCGGGAAGGGAUACACGGACACUGUUGUGAAGGGCAGCCUGGAACAACAGAAGUUCCUGAUCUUUUACAUCAGGGAUGGCUUCGUGACUGCAGCUGCCAGCCUGAACUGUGACCCCAUGGUGUCUCUGAUUGCAGAAGUUUUAUACUCAGGGAAACAAAUCUCUAAAGAAGAAGCAGAGGCGUGGGACAUCUGCAACAUACCCUCGCUGGUAGAAACCCAAGCUCAGUAGGUGCCCUGCUGUGAGGGGCACAGAGUCAACCAAGUGUUAACAGCUCCACAUCUUCCCAUCCUGGCACAAGAGAAAUAAAAUCAUGAGCAA